Cladophialophora carrionii CBS 160.54 is the source of this 795-nucleotide messenger RNA. RefSeq lists its product as uncharacterized. Bases 1 to 795 code for a protein of 264 amino acids. NCBI's taxonomy places the organism in Eukaryota, Fungi, Ascomycota, Eurotiomycetes, Chaetothyriales, Herpotrichiellaceae. Gene Ontology annotation, cellular component: GINS complex. The record is from RefSeq and is a predicted model, not a curated record. Gene Ontology annotation, biological process: DNA-templated DNA replication; double-strand break repair via break-induced replication. The transcript has a single exon.
AUGGACAUCGACAUCGCUGAUAUUCUCGCCGACAUCUCUCGCUCUCAGAACUACACAUCCUCCUCAUCAUCCCACCAUUACUCACCCAGCGACACCGACGCCUUUACAGACCACCAACUCCUAACGCGAGCAUGGCAGUCCGAGCGCUGCGCCCCAGAUCUGCUACCAUACCCGACCGACCUGAUGACACGCGUCAUGUCCCGGGUGCAGGCUCAAAUAUCGCGCAUCGAGGACCUCGCUAGCGGGAUGGGCGACGACUACACGAUCAACGGCAUCGCCAAGCAAGGCGGCAUGCAGAACGCGAAUCUCGUGCUCGCGAUCUUACAGACCGAUCUGUCACGCACACAGUUCCUCGUCCGGAGCCUGUUGCGCCAGAGGUUGGCAAAGAUCACAAAGUACGCCACGUAUUACCUGGCCGAGCAUCUGGAUUCGGAGGGUGGAACAAGCGCGACCAUGUCUCAGUCUGAGGUUGCUUUUCUACGACAUCAUCAGGCAUUGUUGGGUGAGUUGUAUGACAGCAGCUUUCUGAACGCGUUCCCGCAGGCCUUGAGGAGGUUGGACGAUUCGAGCGGUGGAGUGGCGAUGGUUGAGGGGCCAGACGUGAGUAAGGCCGUGAUUGUGCGGUGUUUGACUGAAGGGACGUGGAGCAACGAGAGGGAUCUUGACGAUGCGAAAGAUUUGGGCCACGAUGAAGGCGCGAAUGUUGCGCUGAGGAUGAGACGAAACGAGGUUUGGCUUGUCAGGUGGAGGGAUGUCAAGAAGGGGGUCGAACGAGGAGAGGUCGAGUUAUUAUGA